AUGACGUGCGCGGGCUACCAGAUGCCGUGCUCGGGCUACCAGAUGCCUGGCGUCGUGGGGAUGCCUCCGCCGCACUACCGCUCGGAGCAGGCGCUUCCCUGGUACUGCAAGAGCUGCUGCGGGCCCUCGGGGAGAUCGUGGUGGAAUCAUGCAGAGGCUCGGCAGUGUGCGAAGUGCAAGCUCGGCAAGGGACUGGUCUUCCACGGAGUACGCAAGCCGUCCGCCCCCUCCCAGCGGAGGAAGGGUUACCUGGGCGGCGGUGGCAACGGCUACUGGGAUGACUCCGUCAGGGUGGCCCAGCUCAAGUCCGAGCUCGCGGCGGCUCGCAAGCGGCUGGCAGCUGUGCAGAGGCCGCCGCCUGGCGGGGAGGACGUGCAGAUGGAGCCCGCUGCGGACGGGGACGCCCCCGAGUCCGUUGCCAAGGACAGGCUGCGCGAGGUCGGCGACCUCAUCGGCAAGCUCAAGGGCAUCGCGGAGCCGUCGGUCGUUGCCACGCGCGACAAGCUGCUGGCGGAGCAGGCCGAGCUGCGGGCCAAGGUGGCGGAGUCUCGACCGCUCGGGCAGCGCUUGCGCGAGAUGGGGGCUCAGUUCACCAGGCAGCAGAAGCUGCGGGACGACCAGCAGACUAAGCUGGAAGGACUGCAGGCGCAGAUACGUGACUUGCAGGAGAAGGAGCGGAUCACUCGUGACAAGCUGGCGGCCAUCGACGCUAGCAUGGAGGAGCUGGACCAGGAGCGCAAGAAGCUUCAAGGGCAGGUUCCUACGCCAGGUGACAAGGCAUCGCUUGACGAGCCGAUCAAGGGGGUCGGCGCCACGAUCGAAGGCCUUGGUAUCUUGCUCCAGAGCCUGGGCGCCGAUCACCAGCUGUCGGGCAGCCUCACGGCGAGUUUUCAGGAGUUGCAGAGGUUGCAGGUGGAGGAGGCUGCGAAGCUGGCAGCCCAGAAGGCGCAGGCCGCUGCUGAGGCCGAGGCUAGUGCCAAUGUUGAGCAGGCCGAGCAGCAGGACACUGCAGCAGCCCCUCGCACACCACAGCCAGCAGUCUUCUCUGAUGACCCCGAGUUCAUGGAGGAGGUCGUCGCUGCUGGUGGCGAAAAGCACAGGCUGGAGGAGAUCUUCAUGCGAUGGGGCGCCAAGGCUGAGGGCGAGGCCUUGGCGAAGUUACAGAAUAAGGUACGAGCUGCUGGGUACCAUGGAAUAUGGGAGCCUGCCUUACCAGGGCAGGGAGCUGGCAGCAGAGGCGGGGUCGCGGUGUUGGCCCCGUUGCGGGUGGUCAUCACCAAACCCCCAGGCCUUGACAGUCACGUGCUUCAUGAUGGCAGGAUGAUGGCGGCCCACGUUCACGCCGGGGUGAAGGGCGGCUUCGUCAUGUUGUCGUGCUACUUCAUCGUCGACGUGAAGCUGUCGCCUGAGAAUCUGGCCAUGCUGUACAAGCUGUACCAGUACGUCAGGUCGCUGGAGGCGAUGGGCGUCCCGUGGAUUGUCGGAGGUGAUUUCAACAUGGAGGUGGGCGAGCUAGGCCCUUUGUCCUGGCUCCAGUCGGCCAAUGGGGUGGUGAUGGCGCCGAGGGAGCCAACGUGUCUUCAGAGCCUUCCUGGCCGCACCAUUGACAUGUUCAUGGUCUCCUGCCGUUUGCUACCUCGCGUUCGGCAACCGGUGGUGGUUGACGCGGAGACGUGGCCGCAUCUGCCCGUGACCAUGGAGCUCUCCGCCACGGCCUUCGACGCGAAGGUCAGGAGGCUAGUCGAGCCUCGCGGCAUUCGUAGCCCGCCUGCGUCGGGGUGUGCGAGGUUUCCCCCCGACUGGGACCCGAUCAUGGUGGUCAUCCAGAGCGCGACCGACAGCGAGGGCAUCACCAGGGCCUGGGACGUCGUGCUCAGCGGCAUCGAGUUUGAGCUGCAGGGCCGCUACGACCUUGUGAAUGAGGCGGCGGAGUACUCCACGGUGCCAGGUCCCCCGACCUUCGAGCUGGUGAGCUUUCACCCUGUGGUGAAAGGAGCCUGGAGCAGGAGGUCGGCUGCCACCCAGGCCUGGGCGCAGGCUGCGCGCUGGGCUCGUCACCUCAGGCGAGUUCGAGUGGCAUUGCAGAGUUUCGUGCUCCAGCUUGGCCCGCAGCAUGACUUCGAGCUCGGCAGCGUCGGCGUGGUGCAUGACGAUGGAGUGCCUGGCCUGGGCGAUGGUGCACCCCCUGCCGCGGAGGUCGUCGGAGUGGCUGGUCUCUCCUCCGAUGGUGGUUGGCCUCGGUCGAGAGCGCAGCGACACCAGCCCCUGCGUCGUGCAGGCGAGGACCCAUCGUGGGACGCCGUACACUCCAAGGCGGCGCGCCACCUGCUGGAGCGCGAGAAUUUCUUCCAGAGAAUUUGGCGGAGGAAGGGAGUCUGGCCGCACCUGGACGCCGAGGCCGUCGGUUUCUUCUCGCGUGGCAUGCUGGUCUUAGCGCAGGCAGACUUCGAGCAGCAGGUCGACCGCAUCCUGAAUAUCUCCUCUGAUGCAGAGGCCAAGCAUGAGAAGGCCGCGUCGCAGAGCUGGAGACAGUGGGCGCAGGCGGCUUUUGUGGCUGGCGCUAGGGGAGCUCACCGCUUCCUGAAGCCCAAGGCCCUCCAGGAGAUCGUGGACGGAGGUGUCGGGCAGGUCAACAUCGCGCCCAGGGCCAUGGAGCACCUCUCCCGCGGGGCGCUGACGGCCAUGGCGCGCCUCUUCGAGCAGUGUGAGCACCUGCUAUUGUGGCCAGACGGCAGAUUCAUUUCGAAACUUGUGCGGCUCCCCAAGCCAGGGGGUGGGGAGCGUCUGAUUGUGCUGAUGAACACGCUGGUCAGGAUCUGGGGACGGGCGAGGCGGCCUGUCUCGGCAGCGUGGGAGAAGGCCCAUGCGCUCCCAGAGGUCCAGCCCAAGGACUUGGUGGAUGAUGUCGCGCUGUGUUGGGUUGGCAACGACCCGCGCGGAGUGCGGGAGAUGGCCAUCGCUACUCGUGCGUUCUGCAGGGCUGUUAGGCCCCUCGGACUGGUGCUGCAAAUGGAUAAGUCUGGUCACCUCACGACGUCCAGGCGUACCAGCUACCACUUCCAGAAGUACGCCAGGCUGCUGAAGAUCUCUGGCAAGAGGCACAUGCGGUACCUUGGGCACGAUUUAGCUGGGUCAUCGGCCACCAGAGCCGUGCAGAAGGAUCGCCUGAAGUCUAUGCACGGCAAGAAGGCCAGCGUCCGUGCCUUGCAGAAGGGAGCAGGGCGACAGCGAGCGGCUCGGCUUUGGGCCACGGGUGUGUUGCCAUCCGUGGGGCACGGAGCCACGGUCAGCGGCAUCAGCGACAGGGAGCUGCAGCAGAUGAGGAGCAUGGCUGGCGUCUUCUGCGGCUACAGGGGGUCGGGCUCCCUGACGCUGUACCUGGCCGCGCAGAAGUGGAACUUCGACCCCAUCUUCCACGCUACCUGCAGCAUCGUGGGGCAGUACGCGGCGUGGGUGUGGGAUGGGCGUGUGACGCUCUCCCGCCUGCAGCGUGCCUGGAUGUGCUUGCGUGACUCCUGGGGUGUACGCGACACUCACGUCACUUGGGCCAGUGCACAGGGCCCGCUGUCGGCGAUGUGGUUGUCGCUCAGGAGAGUCAACUGGAACAUGGCCAGCUCCACUAUCUUGGUUGAUGAUGAGGGCCUGCACAUCAGUCUGUUGCAGUAUUGUCCCAGUGAGGUGCUGUUCUUCCUGCAUCGCAGCCUGGACCGUUGGCAGAGCCACCGCAUCCUCGACCAGCUUCCUGAGGCGCCCCCAGCCGAUGGUGCAGGCAGGCGGCAGCACGUGUGGCUUCGUGCGCUUCGGCUGGGCCACGCCUCUUUGGCGCCUGGGCACAGAGGGGCGCUGGCCAAGCUGCAGUCCAACGGCUUCUGGUCGCCGCAGCGCCGCAAGCAGGCUGGCUACAGCGACGAUGGCUCGUGCGAGUUCUGCGGGGAGGCCUACUGCGACCUCGAGCACGAGAUCUUUGGCUGCAAGGUCUUGCAUCAGCAGCAAGAGGACGAGGAGACGGAGCCGUACCCUGAGGACGUCGCCAGGAGGAGGAAGGACAUCCUGGAGGCAGCCCCGUGGCAGGACGGGGGCCAGGUGCAGGACUUCUCGGCCCUGGACGUGCUCUACGCGCUGCCCAUGAGGCCUGCCUUCAGGCCGCUGCCUGCACGCGCUCAGGCUGAGCGUGAGUGGGGGGCGAUCGGCCUGCCGUGGCCGUCGAAGCUGUACGGGGACGGUUCGUGUCUGGAAAGUGACUUCCCUGAGGAGCGGCGCUGCGGAUGGGCCGUUGUGGCCUUGACCCGAGACCUGUGGCCGUACAAAGCUCUGUUCGGGAGCCUGGGGGGCCCCAUCCAGUCGGUGCCGAGGGCCGAGCGGGUGGCUGGUCUCAAGGCCCUGCAAAGGGCCCAGAGGCCAGCCACGUACGUGACCGAUCAUUUGCAGCUGCAGGUCGAGGGAACGGCUUGGGAGGGUCGUCAUGCUUCUGCCAGAGCGCCUCACGCGUCAAUCUGGCGGAGCAUCCACGAAUUGUACAGGGGCGACCCUGUCAGGCCCGUUUUUGUUUGGACGAAGGCCCAUCGCACUGUUAUCGAGGGGUUCGAUGCGUGCCUGGCAUCCCAGGAGCCCCUGGAGCAUUUUUUCGGCAACAUGUGGGCGGAUGUUUUCGCCAGAGUGGCCGCGGCCGACUUCCUUGGAUCCACCUCCGUGGUCAAGGUCGGGCCAGGACACCAGGUCCAGGCCUUAGAUCGUGUCCUGAUCUGUGUGAAGUGUGGGGCGCACGCUGUGCGCCCCAACCGGCUGUCGUUCGGCCUGUCUCGAGCGUGUAAGAGGGCUGGGACGGGGUCGGCUGGAGCUGGGAGUGGGGGGGACGGAGCCAUCGCGUGGAUGCUCGAGCAGGCUCGCAGGGGCCUGCAUCCCAAGACGGGCGUGCCCCUCGAGCCGCUUGUCUUCUCGGAGCUCGAGGAGCCUGCGAUGCCGCCGCAGGAGCCCGAGCCCGAGGCACAAGGAUGAGGUUUGCUCCCUUCGUUCUCCCUUUCUGUCCCGAGGCG
This is a messenger RNA of Prorocentrum cordatum, 5033 nucleotides long. Lineage: Eukaryota; Dinophyceae; Prorocentrales; Prorocentraceae. The record is from the annotation of a GenBank genome assembly.